Molecule: messenger RNA, 384 nt
Organism: Schistocerca gregaria
Lineage: Eukaryota; Metazoa; Arthropoda; Insecta; Orthoptera; Acrididae
Exons: 3
Coding region: 1-384 (127 amino acids)
Source: RefSeq, a predicted model, not a curated record
AUGUCGCUCAGUGUUCCUAAUUUAGAAACUAUAAAUUUGUGUGAUAAUAUUAACUUUGACAAGGAUAUAUCCUCUCAUAAUUUUGAAGGAGGUGUUCUUCCGAUGAAAUUCAAACUUGGUAUAGUUAAACCUUUAUAUCAAAAAGAGGAAAGAAUACAACCAAUGAACUACAGACCAGUUGCCUUAACGUCAGUCUUUGGUAAAUUGAUUGAAAAAAUAAAGCUUGAAAUAUUAAUCGACCACCAUAAUACGAAUAACUUAAUAGGAGAUUUCCAACAUGGAUUGAGAAGUGGUCGGAGCACCAAAUCUGCAACAGUACAGAUUAGCAAGCAAAUGGAAAUAAUUGCUCACUGCAAUGUCAAGUUUGUUAAUUUUUUAGGAUAA